Staurois parvus is the source of this 420-nucleotide messenger RNA. The record is from the annotation of a GenBank genome assembly. NCBI's taxonomy places the organism in Eukaryota, Metazoa, Chordata, Amphibia, Anura, Ranidae.
AUGUUUCAUUUAAACUUAAUAUAUAUUUUUCCUUCUUUCAGGUUUGGUUUAAGCAACAAGUUCGAUGCAGAAUUCCCUUCUGUUUUGACCGGAAAGGUUGCUCCAGAGGAGUUUAAAAUCAGUAUUGGUCGUGUAAAUACCUGCUUGAGAAAGAAUCUCCCUCUCAAUGUGAAAUGGCUGCUAUGUGGCUGUAUCUGCUGCUGUUGUACGUUAGGCUUCAGUUUGUGGCCUGUUAUAUGCCUGAAUAAAAGGACAAGGAGGUCUAUUCACAAACUUUUGGACUGGGAGAAUAAUAGGUUAUAUCACAAGCUUGGCUUGCACUGGAAACUGAGCAGAAGGAAAUGUGAAUCAAACAAUAUGAUGGAAUAUGUUAUACUCAUAGAAUUCUUACCAAAGUACCCAAUAUUUCGACCGGACUGA